Molecule: messenger RNA, 1646 nt
Organism: Megalops cyprinoides (Indo-Pacific tarpon)
Lineage: Eukaryota; Metazoa; Chordata; Actinopteri; Elopiformes; Megalopidae
Gene: txlng
Product: taxilin gamma
Exons: 10
Coding region: 164-1579 (471 amino acids)
Biological process (GO): regulation of cell cycle
Molecular function (GO): syntaxin binding
Source: RefSeq, a predicted model, not a curated record
CUGAUGCCAGGGUCGAUUUAAACCCAGAAAACAUACAGGUACUGAUCGUUGCGCUCAUAUUGUGUUAGCCAGGGUUAUGGAUUUAAACUCAUCCUGAAAACAAACUGGAAUCCGAUUUUUAGUCUGAAUAUCCAGUUGACAGCAUUGGUUUGGUAGCACUUUCAUGGAGGCAGCUGGUGUUUUUGGGAUGGAAGUGGCAACGCGAGGGCUCGUAGGGGGCAGCGGCUCGAUCCCUGACUUGGAUGGCGACAGUCGGGGCGCACUGGCAGAGCUUGGGGAGCUGGCUGUCCCCUGCUGCGGUGAGGAGUCCAGAGGGGAGACCCCGGGGCGCGAGGACAGCCGAAUUGACCCUCCAGAUGGCGAGCUGGACCCUGACAGUGACAAGAGCAAGGAGAAGAAAGGGUUAGGAAAGGAGGUCCUGCUGUUGAUGCAAGCCCUAAACACACUGUCAACACCUGAGGAGAAACUGGCAGCUUUGUGCAAGAAAUAUGCAGAUCUGCUGGAGGAGAGCCGCAGCAUGCAGAAGCAGAUGAAGGUGAUGCAGAAGAAGCAGUCCCAGAUCAUCAAGGAGAAGAUCCACCUGCAGGGCGAGCACAGCAAGGCCAUCCUGGCGCGCAGCAAGCUGGAGAGCCUGUGCAGAGAGCUGCAGCGGCACAACAAGACCCUCAAGGAAGAGAACACCCAGAAGUCUCGGGAGUAUGAGGAGCGGCGCAAGGAGGCCACGCUGCACUUCCAGAUGACGCUGAAUGAGAUCGAGGUCCAGAUGGAGCAGCACAAUGUCCACAACAGCAAGCUGCGGCAAGAGAACGCUGAGCUGGCCGAGAAGCUGAAGAAACUCAUCGAGCAGUACGAGCUGAGGGAGGAGCAUAUAGACAAGGUGUUCAAGCACAAGGAACUGCAGCAACAGCUGGUGGAUGCCAAGCUGCAGCGGACCACAGAGCUGAUGAGGGAGGUGGAGGAGAAGCACCAGCGAGAGAGAGACUUUCUCCUGAAGGAGGCCACAGAGUCGAGGCACAAGUGCGAGCUUAUGAAGGAGCAGGAAUCCCAGCUGAAGCAGCAGCUCUCUCUGUAUAUGGACAAGUUUGAAGAAUUCCAGACGACUCUCGCGAAGAGCAACGAGGUGUUCACCACAUUCCGCCAAGAAAUGGAGAAGAUGACCAAGAAGAUCAAGAAGCUGGAGAAGGAGACGAUGUUGUGGCGCACAAAGUGGGAGAACAACAACCAGGCGCUCCUGCAGAUGGCAGAGGAGAAAACGGUGCGGGACAAACACUACAAGGCUCUUCAGGCAAAACUGGAGCGCUUGGAGAAUCUCUGCAGGGCCCUGCAGAGGGAGCGCAACGACCUCAACCAGAAGCUGGAGGGGUUGCAGGGCCCACCGGUGGAGGCAGAGCAGGAGGGGGAAGGGAAGGGGGCUGGGCCGCCAGACGUCCAGCCAGAGGAGCAGGCGGAUGGCCAGUCCUCCUCCUCUGAAGAAGGGGCGGGGUCUGACAGGGAGGGGGUGGGGCUUCAGCCCCUUCCCCCUGAUUCGGAGGGAGACUCCGCCCCUAGCCUACCCCAGGUACAGCCCCUUGUUGAGUGAGCAGGGUCAUUGGCCUUUUGUGGAGGUAUAUAUUUUUGUGUAAUGGUAAUGAUAAAGUAAGAAUAAU